CGUAAAUAUCGUGAAGUGAAGCAAGACAACAUCUCUGCAUUGUGAAAGUAUACCAGAAGCACCAAGAUGCCAACAACUACGGAACUCCUCGUCUGUCCGCUAUCGGCAGGCUCAGAUAUUGGAGAUCAGCAGAAUGAAGCUGCCAAGGUUCUCAAAGAAGUUGGAGGUACUCUGAAGACUACCGAUGGGGUCCAGCAGAUUCAAUUUGGGACAACGGUGGAGAAACCAGAUGUCUUUGAGUUACACGUUGACUGGAACUCCCUCUCCCACCACAAAACCUUCAUGGCAACAGAAGCCUACCAACCCUUCCUGAACCGCUUCCUCACCAUCGCCGGCGGAGCACCCUCUAUGCUCCACGUAGACUUCGAGCCUGCUGGCGGCUAUACCAAAGCCACCAGCGCUCCCGUCACCGAGGUCGCUACAUUCUACUUUGGAAGCAAAGAAGCACCUGCAGACUAUCUGGAGGGUGCUCGCAAGUUUGCCGAGAUAUUUGAAAAUGAGAAGACUGCUGGUUUCUUGGGUGCGGCACUGGGUUUGUCUCACGAGGAUAAUUUGAAGAGUCCCAAGGAAGGGCUGGAGGGAAGAGCGGCGGUGUUGGUGAUUGGGUGGGAGAGUGUGGAUGCUCAUAUGAAAGUUAGGGAGACGCAGCUUUUCAAGGACAAUAUUCAUCUGUUGCGGAAUGGGGUGAAGGAUGCGGAGGUGCAUCAUGUCCAGUUGAUGAACUUUGUGGAGUGAUCUCGGAUGGGAAACGUGUACCUGUACAUACAACAGACGUGUAGCUGUUCCUGUUCUGUAUCUGGGAGAAUCUUCGGCAGACAAGGAGGAAGCAGAACGAGGCAUGUGACAAAACUCUGAUCGACGUCACUGAUUCUGUAAACGCGUUGGCACAUUACAUAUCUACAAC
Messenger RNA from Sphaerulina musiva SO2202, 904 nucleotides. RefSeq lists its product as uncharacterized. The coding region runs from base 67 to 735 and encodes 222 amino acids. The record is from RefSeq and is a predicted model, not a curated record. Lineage: Eukaryota; Fungi; Ascomycota; Dothideomycetes; Mycosphaerellales; Mycosphaerellaceae. The transcript is spliced from 2 exons.